GCCACUUUUAAACUACUUCUUAAGAGCCUAGAACAGAAGACCUCACUCAAUCUUCAUCCUCUACAAUGGCCUCUGCUACAAUUCUCAGGACUUCUUUCCUUCCCAAAAGAUCAGAAUGGUUUGCAGCCAACUCACAUCAGUCGACCUCUCACUUGCAGCCUACUUCUGUGGCCUUCACUGUCCAUGCUGGUGCUUACUCCGACGAGCUUAUCAAAACUGCGAAAAGCGUCGCAUCACCAGGCAGAGGUAUAUUGGCCAUGGAUGAAUCUAAUGCAACUUGUGGAAAGAGAUUGGCCUCCAUUGGUCUUGAAAACACAGAGGCCAACCGCCAAGCUUACAGAACACUCCUUGUCUCUGUUCCAGGUUUGGGACAGUACAUCUCAGGAGCAAUCCUGUUUGAGGAAACACUCUAUCAGUCUACAAUAGAUGGUAAGAAAAUGGUGGAUGUUCUCAAGGAGCAGAAUAUAAUGCCAGGAAUUAAGGUUGACAAGGGACUGGUGCCACUGGCUGGAUCAAAUAAUGAAUCAUGGUGCCAAGGACUGGAUGGUCUGGCAUCUCGCUGCGCAGCUUACUAUGAGCAAGGGGCGCGCUUUGCCAAAUGGCGUACUGUUGUCAGUAUUCCAAACGGGCCAUCAGCACUUGCAGUGAAGGAAGCUGCCUGGGGGUUGGCAAGAUAUGCUUCCAUUGCACAAGACAAUGGUUUGGUUCCUAUAGUUGAACCUGAGAUUUUACUGGAUGGAGAGCAUGGAAUUGAGAGGACCUUCGAGGUAGCCCUGAAAGUGUGGGCAGAGGUUUUCUUCUACAUGGCAGAGAACAAUGUUAUGUUUGAAGGGAUUCUGCUCAAGCCCAGCAUGGUGACACCUGGUGCUGAAUGCAAGGAAAGAGCCACACCAGAGCAAGUUUCUGAAUACACUCUGAAACUCCUUCAGAGAAGGAUUCCCCCUGCUGUCCCAGGAAUUAUGUUUCUGUCAGGAGGCCAAUCUGAAGUCGAAGCAACCUUGAACUUGAAUGCUAUGAACCAAGGAGCAAACCCAUGGCAUGUUUCAUUUUCUUAUGCAAGAGCACUUCAGAACACAUGCCUGAAGACAUGGGGAGGAAGGCCGGAGAAUGUGAAGGCCGCACAAGAAACUCUCCUAGUACGAGCAAAGGCCAACUCACUUGCUCAACUUGGAAAGUACACAGGUGAAGGCGAGUCAGAGGAGGCUAAGAAGGGGAUGUUUGUCAAGGGAUACACAUACUGAGUUCUUGAAUCUAGUAACUUAUGUCAUGGGUUUUGAUGCAACUGUUUUGUCAUAAGAAAAACAACAAUGGAGCAUUUAUAUAUUUGCAA
Molecule: messenger RNA, 1330 nt
Organism: Telopea speciosissima
Lineage: Eukaryota; Viridiplantae; Streptophyta; Magnoliopsida; Proteales; Proteaceae
Product: fructose-bisphosphate aldolase 1, chloroplastic-like
Exons: 6
Coding region: 66-1241 (391 amino acids)
Biological process (GO): fructose 1,6-bisphosphate metabolic process; glycolytic process
Cellular component (GO): cytosol
Molecular function (GO): fructose-bisphosphate aldolase activity
Source: RefSeq, a predicted model, not a curated record